GUAGUACCAUUUUAAAUUGGUGUUCAAUAUUUCGUUUACAAACCCGAUAAAAGCCUUAGUAGAAUUCAUGACUUCCCUUAUUUGAGACACCACUCACACUCCCCUUUGAAGAAACGACACUCCUUUUUACGUCCUGUCCUCUACGUCGUGUUCCAUUUCCAACCCGACCGCAACUCACCCUGAGUUCACUUUUGUUACCGGCGACGGACGCUCCUCUCCGGCAGAGAACCGCGCCGCAGCCCUCCCACCAAGCGACCCUGUUUCUGGGGGGCGGGGUCGACGGACGGACGGACGGACGGACGGUCAUUCAUCCGAUGUAAAUACGACAACGUUCAUGUCGCCGAGCGCGUUUUAUUUCUGAAAACCUUUGGAUAAAACCAGGCGCACCGUCAAUCUACGAGAGCAGGUAAGGGGGUGCCAUGCCAGCUGCUGUUCCCCCUCUGCUCCCCCUCUCCACCUGGUGGUGGUGUCUGGUACUGCUGCAGCUUCCACAGGCCCUGACCCAGCCCCAGCUGGACCCUAACCCAGAGAAGGCCUCUCCCGCUGGGCAGGCCUUCCCUUACCUCUCCCUGGAUGGAUCUCCCCUCAACCACCUCCUACUGGACCCCAGGUCUGGUCAUCUGUACGUGGGGGCAGUCAACCAUCUCUACCAUCUGUCCCCUGACCUCCAGGUGCUGUCCUCCAGUCAGACUGGCCCCAAACUAGACAGUCCUGAAUGCCUGCCCCCCAUAGUCCCCAAGGACUGCCCCACCGCCCGGGUCACCCCCAACACCAAUAAGAUCCUGCUCCUGGAGGAAGGCGUGGACGCGGUGGGGUCAGAGGUCGGGGCAAGGAGCCUGAUUGUGUGCGGGACAUUGUUCCAAGGUAUCUGUGACAAGAGGAGUCUGGGUAAUGUGUCCGAGGUGCUCUAUCAGACGUCCAACCCAGUGGACACGCAGUACGUUGCCGCCAACGACCCCCGCGUCUCCACCGUGGGCGUGAUCUUGAACCAGAAGGGGGUGGGGCUGAUGCUAGUGGGGCGUGGCUACACUAGUAAAGGCCCCAGCGACAUCCCACCAAUCACAACGCGCCGUCUAUCCCCCAGUUCCUCCCCCUCCCGCCAGGCCUUCUCUCAAGACGAAGAACUAGGGAAGCUGGUUGUGGGGAGCUACUCCGAGUACAACAACAACUUCAUAUCGGCGUUUAACCACAGCGACCACGUCUACUUCCUGUUCUCGCGGAGGGAUAUGUGGAACCGGAAGGAGUACCGGACCUACGUUUCUCGUCUCUGCGCCGGGGACCGGAGCUUCUACUCCUACGUGGAGGUUCCGUUAGAAUGUUCCGGGGGUUAUAACCUCGCCCAGGGGGCUUCCCCCGCCGAACACCAGGGGCGGCCGGUGCUGUUCGUUGCCAUGGCGGCGGGGCAGGCGUCGACGCCCACGGCGACGGGUCGCUCGGCGCUGUGCGUUUAUGGGAUGUCAGAGCUGGAUGCGUCGCUGCAGAGGGCCCAGGAGCUGUGUUAUACAGAGGGAGGAAGAGGAAGGACGGGACAGGAGGAGGCAUACAUAGAGUAUGAGGUGUCGUCCAAGUGUCUACGCCUGCCCAAGGAUUCGUUAAAGGAGUACCCAUGUGGAGGGGAACACACCCCCAGCCCCAUCGCCUCUGCGGUUCCCCUGUCAGCCACCCCCUCUCUGACCAGGGAAACACAGCUCACCGCUGUCACCACCGCUACCGAGGCCGGCCACACCAUCGCCCUGCUGGGGGACAAGAAGGGCUGGCUGCAUAAGGUAUUUCUCGAGCCUGACACAACAGGGACAUUGUAUCAGAGUGUAUUGGUGGACCAGGACAGGCCAGUCAACGCUGACCUACUACUGGACCAGUCUGGACAGAAUGUAUACGUCCUCACGGAUGGCAAGGUGUCCAAGGUGGCUGUAUCUCAGUGUGAACAGCAGCCUGACUGCCAGUCCUGUCUGUCUGUCAGAGAUCCUUACUGUGGCUGGUGUGUCCUGGAGGGAAGAUGCACUCGUCGACUGGAGUGUAGUCGUGAGGGCCAAGCCAACCACUGGCUGUGGAGCUACCAGCCUGCCAACCAGCCUGCCGACCAGCCUGCCGACCAGCCUGCCGACCAGCCUGCCAACCAGCCUGCCGACCAGCCUGCCAACCAGCCUGCCAACCAGUGUGUGACUGUCCAGAGCCUAAAGCCUGCCAUCCAGAGCAGAGAGGAGGCGACUCAGGUGUCUCUAACAGUGGCCCAGCUGCCCACCCUGACAGAGGAGGAGUCUCUUUCCUGCUCCUUUGGAACCCUCCCCCCUCAGCCAGCCAUCGUCAAGGGAACCACCAUCACCUGUCAAUCACCCCUGCCUGAGCUCCUCCCACCCAGCCCACCAGGAAGUGACCACGUGUCCCUACGUGUGUCUGUGAUGUUCAGAGACGUGGCCAUCUCUAGCAGUGACAUCAUCUUCUACGACUGUCGAGCUGUGGGGCGACUCAACACCACAUCUCCGUGUAUGGCGUGUGUGGGCAGUGUGUGGCCUUGUAGCUGGUGUGUCCUGGGUGGGCUGUGUACCCACACCAACAACAGCUGUCCCAGGCAGCACACCAUACACAACUCACUGGAGGAGCAGUUGGAGCCGCGGGGUCCAGAAUCUUGUCCCUGUGUGUGGGCUCUACAGAGCUCUCCUCUGGUCCCCAUGGGCUUCCUGUCCCCUCUGACCCUACUGGGGAGGAACUUGGACAUGUUUCAGGGGGAGGAGCAGUAUGUGUGUGUCGUGGUUGUGGAAGGGGAGGAGCUUAAACUGAACGCCACUCUGGAGAAAGAUCCGGAAAACAUGACGUACACCUUCACCUGCUCUGCCCACGAGUUCCAGUACCCAGUUAACCAUUUGGAAUAUUCAGCUCCCAUCUAUCUACAGAGAGGCUCCCAUCACAUCGACUCUGCACCCAAUCUCAGACUGCAGCUAUAUGACUGUUCAGUGGGCCAGUCUGACUGUAGCCAGUGCAGAGCGGUGCCAUCAGAUUAUGGCUGUGUCUGGUGUGGAGGAGAGUCACCUGGCUGUGCCUACCACCUGUCCUGUACCAGCUCACCUGGGCCAGAAGACGCCUGCCCUCCGCCUCACAUCAUACAGAUCCAGCCAGUGAGUGGUCCGGUGGAAGGGGGUGUGCUGGUGACCAUCCAUGGGUCUAACCUGGGGAUGCACUACCAGGACAUCCAGGGAGGGGUGACUGUAGCUGGGGUCAGCUGUCUGCCUCAGCCCCAUGGAUACCUCAUCUCUACCAGGAUAGUGUGUGAGCUCCAGCCCAGUAAACAGGAGACAGAGGGGCCAGUCAUCGUUACCGUGGGAGACUCAGAACCAGGACAGUCACUGCAGACAUUCACCUACCAGGACCCUCAGUUGACUGGUAUAGUCCCUGAUAAGGGCCCUGUAUCAGGAGGGACCAGCCUGACAGUCCAGGGGACUCGGCUACUAACGGGACAGAGGAAGGACCUGACUGCAUACGUAGGACAACAACCCUGCUACAUUGUUGAGGAGGUGAAUGGGACUCACCUGGUAUGCAGGACCAGCCCCAGUAACCAGACAGCAGAGCUGACAGUGAGGGUGUUGUUUGGGAAGGCAGAGAGGAGCGUACCUGGGCAGGUGUUCCACUACAUGGAGGACCCUGUCAUCACCGCAGCAUCGCCUGCUGAGAGCUUCUACGAGGGUGGGCGUAGUAUAAAGGUGAGUGGGCGUAACCUGGACGUGGUGCAACAGCCAAUGAUCUCUGUGCGGUUGGAGCACAUGGCAGAGAACAUCCUGGUCAUGAGAAGGAGGAGAUACGCCAGACUGUUGGCCAAGAACCACCUACUAGUCUUCAACAGCACCGUGUCAAAGAAGCAGGAGCGUUGUAGGGUGGUCUCGUCCUUUGAGAUGACCUGUGUGACCCCGAGUGUGACCCAUGACUCCAAGGUCUUGGGGGUGUGGUUUGAGCUGGACAACGUUAAGGUGUCGUUUGAGAGCGUCGCGGGGAAGACGUUCUCUUACUACCCCAACCCCGAGCUGUUGGCUCUGAACAGAGAUGACCCAGACACACCCUACCGCUUCAAACCUGGAGGGGUCAUCGCUGUAGAGGGUAAGGACCUGACGCGUGCCAUGACUCGUGAUGAAGUGGUAGCCAGGUUAGGUGACCAGGAGUGUGAGGUCAAGACUCUAGACAGCACUCACCUGUACUGUGAACCACCUGAGAAACAACCAGACAGUCUAGGGAGCAACCAACUGCCCAGCCUGAGGGUGGUGAUGGGGAAGCUGAACGUAGACCUGGGUACAGUGCAGUAUGAUACAGAAGGCCUCUCACCUGUCCCUCUGGCUGCCCAGGUGGGUCUGGCUGUAGGGGCUGCUGUGGUGGUCCUAGUGGUGCUGGUCAUCAUCCUCAUGUACAGAAGGAGGAGCAAACAGGCUCUGAGAGACUACAAGAAGGUUCUGGUUCAGCUGGAGACUCUGGAGAUCAAUGUGGGAGACCAGUGCAGGAAGGAGUUCACAGAUCUGAUGACAGAGAUGAUGGAUCUGAGUAGUGAUGUGGGUGGACCAGGUAUUCCUCUCCUGGACUAUAAGACGUAUGCAGAGCGCGUGUUCUUCCCCGGCCAGAGGGGGGCGCCCCUGAGUCAGAACCUGGACCUGCCAGAGUCCCGCAGACGGACGGUGGAACAGGGCCUGGGACAACUCAACAACCUCCUCAACAACAGACUUUUCCUUAUCAGGUUCAUCCACACCCUCGAGGCCCAGCAGAACUUCUCCCAGCGUGACCGUGGCUACGUGGCGUCUCUCCUGACCAUGGCCCUGCACGACAAGCUGGAGUACUUCACUGAUGUCAUGAAGACCUUACUGGGAGACCUGGUGCAGCAGUACGUCACCAAGAACCCCAAACUCAUGCUGCGCAGGACGGAAACGGUGGUGGAGAAGAUGCUAACCAACUGGAUGUCCAUCUGUCUCUACUCCUUCCUCAAGGAGGUGGCUGGGGAGCCUCUGUAUAUGCUGUACAGAGCCAUCAAGUACCAGGUGGAUAAGGGACCAGUAGACGCUGUGACGGGGAAGGCCAAGCGCACCCUGAACGACAGCCAUCUACUGAGAGAGGACAUUGACUACUGCUCUGUCACUCUGACGGUGAUGGUGAAGAGUGGUGUGGAGGUGCAGCCGUGUCCGGUCAAGGUGUUGGACACUGACACCAUCACACAGGUCAAAGACAAAAUCCUAGACCAGAUCUAUAAAGGAGCUCCCUUCUCACAGAGACCUGCUGCAGACUCACUAGACCUGGAAUGGCGAUCGGGACAGGCGGGUCACCUGACACUGUCAGACGAUGACGUCACAGCGAUCGUCCAGGGGCGCUGGAAGAAACUCAACACUCUGCAGCACUACAAGGUGCCAGACGGAGCUACAGUGGCUCUGAUCCCCAGAUCAGCUGCUGUCGUGGGGAUUCACCAGGUCUACCAGACUGGAGAGAAGACACCCAUGUUGGAGGGGGAGGGGGAGGAGGGGCUGAGGCUGUGGCACCUGGUGAAGUCCAAUGAGGAACCAGAGAUCCCUAAACACAGGAAGAGCAGCAUGAGAGAGAGGGAGAGGGCCAAGGCCAUACCAGAGAUAUACCUGACACGACUACUAUCUAUGAAGGGGACGCUGCAGAAGUUUGUCGACGAUGUGUUCGUAGCCAUCCUCAACACCAAGCGCCCUCCUCCCAUCGCUGUGCGUUUCUUCUUUGACUUCCUGGAUGACAUGGCGGAGAAACACGGCAUCGACGACCCCGAGACUGUGCACAUCUGGAAGACCAACAGCCUGCCUCUGAGGUUCUGGGUCAACAUCCUGAAGAACCCUCAGUUUGUGUUUGAUGUCCAGGUGACCGAUAGCGUGGACGCUGUCCUCUCUGUCAUCGCGCAGACGUUCAUCGACUCCUGUACCACCUCCGAACACAAAGUCGGACGGGACUCUCCAGUGAACAAGUUGCUCUACGCCAGAGAGAUCCCCAGAUACAAGCAGCUGGUUGAGAGGUAUUACAGUGACAUCCACAGUGCAGCAUCUGGCUGUUACCAAGAGAUGAACUCUACUCUAACGGAGCUGUCUGGGAGUUUUGGAUCAGACAUGAACAGUCUGGUGGCUCUGCUUGAGUUGUAUAAGUACAUCAACAAAUACUACGACCAGAUCAUCGCGUCUCUGGAGGAGGACGCAGCUGGACAGAAGAUGCAGCUGGCCUAUCGUCUACAGCAGGUCGCCGCCCUGGUGGAGAACAAGGUCACUGACCUCUAACCUGUCACCUCUGACCUGUGACCUAUCGUCCCCAGCAGGUCGCUGCCCUAGUGGAGAACCACAGACUGACAGGGCUGCGUUCAGUAAAACAGAACGUUACACCAGAUACAGCAGAGAACGCGGAACACUCAGAUCCACUUCCUCAUGUUUUUUUUUUUUCCGGGAUCGGGGCCCACUCUUGGUCUGUUUAUUGCCCCCGCCCGCGGAGGAGGGGGUGCCUCAGAGCGAAACAUCUCACUGGAAAAAUGUAUUCUGGUAGGGGCGGAGUUGUCUCUGGCGUUAGAUAUUAUGGAGGAACCAAACCCACGGGGGGAAAGCAUGUGAGAAAGGAAACGCCUUUAUCCCCCAUAAAUGCU
Messenger RNA from Oncorhynchus tshawytscha (Chinook salmon), 6604 nucleotides. It is a transcript of the gene plxnb3, whose product is annotated as plexin B3. Gene Ontology annotation, biological process: regulation of cell shape; regulation of GTPase activity; positive regulation of axonogenesis. The record is from RefSeq and is a predicted model, not a curated record. Bases 420 to 6248 code for a protein of 1942 amino acids. Gene Ontology annotation, cellular component: semaphorin receptor complex. Gene Ontology annotation, molecular function: semaphorin receptor activity; protein binding. Lineage: Eukaryota; Metazoa; Chordata; Actinopteri; Salmoniformes; Salmonidae. The transcript has 37 exons.